GUGCCCCUCACGCUCGCCCACAAGGCCACAACGAAUGUCGCGUGUAGCCACCAGAAUUUUCCUGACGCCGUCGCUGCUCCCACUCCCACUCCCCAAGCUUCUGCGGAGGCGGCGGCGGCCUAGCAUCUGCUCGACGACGAGGGCCUUCGCGAUGGCGGCGUCGGGGUUCGAAGGCGGCGAGACGUUUCGCCUCUCUGCGGCGGCGGGGGCCGGCGCGCUGAAGCUGCACAAGGGCGACAUCACCCUCUGGUCCGUCGACGGCGCCACCGACGCCAUCGUUAAUGCUGCUAAUGAACGAAUGCUAGGAGGGGGAGGUGUUGAUGGAGCUAUACAUCAAGCUGCUGGACCACAACUUGUGCAAGCAUGCCGUAAAGUUCCUGAGGUUAAACCUGGAGUCCGUUGCCCUACUGGAGAAGCCAGAAUUACUCCAGCUUUUGAGCUUCCUGUGUCCCGUGUGAUACACACAGUUGGGCCCGUAUAUGAUAUGGAUAAGCGACCUGAGCUGCUCUUAAAGAAUGCCUAUGAAAAUAGCCUGAAGCUUGCUAAAGAGAAUGGCAUUCAGUACAUUGCAUUCCCUGCUAUAUCCUGUGGUAUUUUCCGUUACCCUCCAAAGGAAGCAUCGAACAUAGCUAUUUCAACUGCUCGACAGUUUUCAGGUGAUAUUAAAGAGGUGCAUUUUGUUCUGUUCACGGACGAGCUCUACAAUGUUUGGCGUGAGACUGCACAGGAGAUGCUGGCGCAAUUUGAGAAAUGAAUAACCACGAUGCCAGUGUAGUAAUGCUCAUGUCAGCCAGCAUUAAAUAUGGCUACUGUAGUUGGUUUACUAUGAUAUUGUGUAUGGAACAAUUUCAAUGUACUAUUUAUCUGAGAGUUGGAUGGACAUGCUGAAUGAGAAGGCCUGAAUGAGAUUGUACCAUUCAUCAUGGUACUCCAGUGACAGUGCUAUGAAUAAGAUGCCUCACAAGUGAUAGUGCUAGCAGUAGUAGCAUCUUUGCUGA
This is a messenger RNA of Lolium perenne, 998 nucleotides long. RefSeq lists its product as uncharacterized. NCBI's taxonomy places the organism in Eukaryota, Viridiplantae, Streptophyta, Magnoliopsida, Poales, Poaceae. The record is from RefSeq and is a predicted model, not a curated record.